Chanos chanos (milkfish) is the source of this 777-nucleotide messenger RNA. It is a transcript of the gene plp1b, whose product is annotated as proteolipid protein 1b. Gene Ontology annotation, biological process: axon development; central nervous system myelination. The record is from RefSeq and is a predicted model, not a curated record. Lineage: Eukaryota; Metazoa; Chordata; Actinopteri; Gonorynchiformes; Chanidae. Bases 1 to 777 code for a protein of 258 amino acids. Gene Ontology annotation, cellular component: myelin sheath; plasma membrane. The transcript is spliced from 7 exons. Gene Ontology annotation, molecular function: structural constituent of myelin sheath.
AUGUUCCCUGUUAAGCAACCGUGGCUGUGUAAAGCCUUAGGCUGUUACGACUGCUGCGUGAGAUGCAUGGCUGCCAUCCCGUAUGCCAGCUUGGUGGCCACACUGCUCUGCUAUGCUGGCACUGCCCUCUUCUGUGCCUGUGGGCACCAGGCGCUGGCAUACACAGAGACGCUGGUGGACAUGUUCUUCGCCCGCAACAUUCAGGAUUACGUCGUGUUGGCAGCUUUUAUUAAGUAUUUCCAGUAUGUGAUCUACGGCUUGGCCUCAUUCUUUUUCCUGUAUGGAAUUUUGCUGCUGGCUGAGGGGUUUUACACCACCAGUGCAGUCAAACAGACCUUUGGAGAGUUCCGCAGCACACGAUGUGGACGCUGCCUCAGUCUCACGUUUAUCGUGGUGACCUACAUCCUGGCUAUCAUCUGGUUGGCUGUCUUUGCCUUCACGGCCAUUCCAGUAUUCUUCCUCUACAAUAUGGCAGAAACCUGUCACACCAUUAAUAUCCUGUCUGAGACCACAACCAGCCUCACUCAGCAUGCUUGGGUCUGCAUGGAUGCCCGCCAGUACGGGUUUCUGCCGUGGAAUGCCAUGCCAGGGAAAGUCUGUGGAAUGACUCUAACGAACAUCUGCAAGACUUCUGAGUUCUUUAUGACCUAUGACCUGUAUGUUGCUGCACUUGCUGGGGCUGGAAUCACUCUCCUCGCAUUGUUUCUUUAUGUGGUGGCCACUACCUAUAACUACGCUGUGCUGCGGUUUCUGGGAAGGAAGGGAAUCCGUUGCUAG